Castor canadensis (American beaver) is the source of this 1592-nucleotide messenger RNA. RefSeq names its product potassium inwardly rectifying channel subfamily J member 5 (gene Kcnj5). NCBI's taxonomy places the organism in Eukaryota, Metazoa, Chordata, Mammalia, Rodentia, Castoridae. The record is from RefSeq and is a predicted model, not a curated record. Gene Ontology annotation, molecular function: G-protein activated inward rectifier potassium channel activity. Gene Ontology annotation, cellular component: plasma membrane. Gene Ontology annotation, biological process: potassium ion import across plasma membrane; regulation of monoatomic ion transmembrane transport.
AGAGAGCGAGCGCCUCUGGCAGCUGUCUUGCUUGAGAAAGGGAGUGACCGAAGAGGCUGGCCAGUGAAGGGACAGAAUGGUUCAGACGCCUCUGCCCACGGGACCCACGACAAGGGAGAAACUCUAGGCUUCGGCCACUCUGCCGGGUAAUGGCUGAGGCUGGAGCGAUUCCUUAAAAUCCCCAAAGGCUCCCUGCACCGUCUCUAAGGGACAUCCCAGAAGUUAGCAUCUGCCAGACUUGGAAGCUCGGAUCUCAACAACGUGUCCCAGUUAUGGCUGGCGAUUCUAGGAAUGCUAUGAACCAGGACAUGGAGAUCGGAGUCACUCCCCGGGACCCCAAGAAGAUUCCCAAGCAGGCCCGUGAUUACGUGCCCAUUGCCACAGACCGCACUCGCCUGCUGGCAGAAGGCAAGAAGCCCCGGCAGCGCUACAUGGAGAAGAGCGGAAAGUGCAACGUGCACCACGGCAAUGUCCAGGAAACCUACCGCUACCUGAGCGACCUGUUCACCACCCUGGUGGACCUCAAGUGGCGCUUCAACCUGCUGGUCUUCACCAUGGUCUACACCAUCACUUGGCUGUUCUUCGGUUUCAUUUGGUGGCUCAUUGCUUACAUCCGGGGUGAUCUGGACCACGUUGGUGACCAAGAGUGGAUUCCUUGUGUUGAAAACCUCAGUGGCUUCGUGUCUGCUUUCCUAUUUUCCAUUGAGACCGAAACGACCAUCGGGUAUGGCUUCCGCGUCAUCACUGAGAAGUGUCCCGAAGGCAUCAUUCUGCUUCUGGUACAGGCCAUCCUGGGCUCCAUCGUCAAUGCCUUCAUGGUGGGCUGCAUGUUUGUCAAGAUCAGUCAGCCGAAGAAGAGAGCGGAGACCCUCAUGUUUUCCAACAACGCGGUCAUCUCCAUGCGGGACGAGAAGCUGUGCCUCAUGUUCCGCGUGGGCGACCUUCGCAGCUCCCACAUCGUGGAGGCCUCCAUCCGCGCCAAGCUCAUCAAGUCUCGCCAGACCAAAGAAGGGGAGUUCAUCCCCCUGAACCAGACGGACAUCAACGUGGGCUUCGACACUGGCGACGACCGUCUCUUCCUGGUGUCGCCGCUCAUCAUCUCCCACGAGAUCAACGAGAAGAGCCCUUUCUGGGAGAUGUCUCGGGCUCAGCUGCACCAGGAGGAGUUUGAAGUCGUGGUCAUUCUAGAAGGGAUGGUAGAAGCAACAGGCAUGACUUGCCAAGCACGAAGUUCUUAUAUGGAUACGGAGGUGCUUUGGGGCCACCGAUUCACACCAGUUCUCACCUUGGAAAAGGGCUUCUAUGAGGUAGACUACAACACCUUCCAUGACACCUAUGAGACCAACACACCCAGCUGCUGUGCCAAGGAGCUGGCAGAAAUGAAGCGGGAAGACCGACUCCUCCAGCUCCUCCCUAGCCCUCCCCUGGUGGGCGGUUGUGCCGAGGCCAGGCAGGAAGCUGAGGCUCAGCAGGAUGAAGAGGAUGAGCCCAGUGUGCUGAGUGGGUCCCAGGAGACCAGGGGCUCCGUGUGAGGGCUGUGCUCUCCCUACAGCUUCCAUGACACACGCUACAGAGCCUGAAAGCAGGAAGGG